AUGGAAAGCCAAUGGGGUAAGAGGAAUGUUCGGCGUAGAAAUUUCUCAAAAGGCGGUGAACCCUCCCAAGAUACACCACCAACGAUUAUGCCCAGUGCUACUAUGGAGCAGCACCCUACGAUGCUUUUCCUUCCGGGGGGUUACAGCGAGGAACAAUUAGGAAGCCUGUUAAGUCAUGCAGUGAACUCACCAAAAAUAAUGAACUCAAAUGCUAUGGUUACAGUCAUAGAUGCGCCUCCCCUGGGGCCAGCAAGUAGUGCAACCGAUGAAGAUAGUUUUUUCAGGGAAUUCUUAGUUGAUGACCCUGAUGAUCCUGAUGGCACUAUUGAUAAUACUUGGGGAUCACCAGUAGAUAAAUCAUCAGAAACGAUACCAGCCGAAACCAUGUCAAGGGAGAUGUCAUCAGCUGGAAUCGCGCCAGCUAAAAUUAUGCCAAUUGAGAUCUCAGCGGCCGAAAUCACACCAGACGAGAUCAUGCCAAUUGAAAUCUCAUCAGACAAUAUUACACCAGUAUCGGAUAUUCCUAGUGACAAUUUUAGCGAUGUUAUGGAGACCAUGUUUGGAGUAGACAGCCCUCAAGAUGUUGGAGAGUUUGAAAAAUCACAGGAAAAGCAGUUUCUUGCUGUUAUGACCGCCAUAAAGCCGUUAGAGCAGGUGCUCGGGGAAGACUCAGUGAAGAGUGCGGAGCCAGUCGAUAUUCCAAUGAUUGAGACCAAAGGCACUGUCUACCAGCAAGAAUUCUGUCAACCUGAUGAGAUCAGCGGCGGGAUUCAGGACUAUAUCCCACCAGAGAUUGGCAUUUCUCGAAAGGAUGCUCUUCUUAAACUUUCAGCUAAGGAAAUAGAGAUAGAGCCUUUCGGACCAGCUCCAGCAGACAAUUUGAGGCUUGAAGUAUUGGGUGCUCGCCCUAACACAAUUUGUGCCACCUGUUUGCAUCGCGGACACACACAAAACUCAACAAAACUCUGUCCAUUCAAGAUGAUAUCGGUGGCCAUAAGCAAGAUGAAAACUCGAGGUCGCAAAAAAAGGAUUGAUGAUGUUACCAAAGAGGUUGGGCGAUUGCAAAAGCUGGUAGAUGAUGUUGGUCCUGGUGUAAAGGGUAUAAGAAACAUCAUGAAUCUUCUGGAUGAAUGGCAUGAAACUAUCGAAAAGAACGUAGCGUGGGGAAAAUCAAAGGCUCCAGCAACAUCUCCGUCUGUUCCAAUAGGAUUCGUCGACUAUAAAAUAGCAGAUACCUUUGCAGCUAUCCUCCAGGAAGGAGAUUCCAGUAACUCACAUGUGGCAACAAACCUCCCUAGGAAUUUUUCUCCCGAGGUGGUCGAUGGGUCAACUUACACACAUCGUGCCCCAGAGCCCCGUCAAAGCUCUUAUGUCUCACUCGAAAAUAACGCCGAGCCAUCAUCUUUUACUUCUCAAAACUCUAACAAUGGCAUUACCUAUCCAGAAAAUUUGAAUCAAUUGUACGGUACCUUCGACGAUCGGGAGGGAAUAUCAGACUUUUGUGAUCAAGAUUUUGGUGCAUCUAGCCAUGACACUUCGGCGUCAUUAUUAGCUGCGGUGGAUAAUCAGCCCAGAUUUCAGGAAGAAACUCAAAAGAUUAUUUCCACCCCACAAGCCUAUAGAAGAAUAUCGUCGUCAAACACAUCAACGAGUCAAAUGUUAGUCGAUUCAACUCCCGCCCCUGCGGAAGAAUGGGAGGAGAGUUCUCAAGAUGAACUUCCUCCUGAUAUUUUAUGGCGUCAAAAGUGCACACUGAGAACUAUCGGCGUCCGCGGAGAUAAUCUUUGUAAAAGCUGCCUGCAUUAUGGUCAUGAUCGCAGCAGCUAUGCUUGUCCUGCACAACUAGUCCUCCGAUCUAUUCUUGCGGGGGAUGAUGUCUCGAGUACAGCGUCGAGCGUCGAAGAUCUAAGAUCUGCAAUCGAAUGGCAAAAGAGUAUUCCAAAAGAUAUUCAGGGUGAUUAUAAGAGUAUCCAAAGCUUGGUUCAUAGGUGGGAGGUAGCGGUAAAGCAAUCGAAAAGCGAAAUGUUUGAAACAGCGGUGGAUAAUCCGGUACGCAAACGUCGCUGCAGAUCGGCUAUUCUUGAGAAUCAGCCUGCAAAAUCCCAAUUUCGCAAAGAGCAAGUUCCAAACAGUCCUUCACUUGUGCGAAUGGGGUAUAAGGGCCAACAGAUUGCCUCACCCGUACCUAUGCAGAUAAAUUAUAAGGAUCAACUGCAUGUCACCUCAGCUAAACCUAUGCAUAUGGAUUAUGCAAAUCAAUAUAUUACCCAAAAUGUGCCUGUGCAGCAACAGCGGGAUUUUCCACAGGAAGUCUUGCCUACUAAAAAGUGUACCACCGCAUCGGAAGGCGUUUUCUUUGACUACCAUCGGAUCCCCGGACAUUUGCUUUCUAUGGUGAUGGAUUAUGUUAUUGAAGAGAGUGGAGAAGGGAAUGAAGAUCGUCUUCUUGUCGACCAUCGCAAGAUGCCUAAGGCCCUCUUUCUCAAUCUCCGUAGUUACCUCAGUAAAGAUCCCGAGCCGGCCGCUAUUGAUCAGCAACCCAAAAAAUGUGACAAACGCAAGAGAACUUGA
Molecule: messenger RNA, 2571 nt
Organism: Morchella sextelata
Lineage: Eukaryota; Fungi; Ascomycota; Pezizomycetes; Pezizales; Morchellaceae
Exons: 5
Coding region: 1-2571 (856 amino acids)
Source: RefSeq, a predicted model, not a curated record